Molecule: messenger RNA, 3441 nt
Organism: Xiphias gladius (swordfish)
Lineage: Eukaryota; Metazoa; Chordata; Actinopteri; Istiophoriformes; Xiphiidae
Gene: mut
Product: methylmalonyl CoA mutase
Exons: 14
Coding region: 154-2355 (733 amino acids)
Cellular component (GO): mitochondrion
Molecular function (GO): cobalamin binding; metal ion binding; methylmalonyl-CoA mutase activity
Source: RefSeq, a predicted model, not a curated record
UCAAAGUUUACCCAUUGACUGAAGCAUGGGAUUGGCCGACUGUUAUUGUUAAGAAACCUAAUUGGACAGACGGACACACGCCUUUUGUCAACCUGAAAGAGCACAAAAGACGACAAGGUGAUCAAUGUGUGUCUGACGGAACUGACAGUAAGCAUGCUGACUGCACAGAGGGCAUGUGCAGUGCUAGCAGCCAGGCGCCUGGCUACAGCUUCUGCCUCCUCAGCCCACACACACCGCUCUCAGAUCCACACUUCCAUUCCACGGCAGGACCAGGUUGAGCUGCAUCCUGAAUGGGCCGGUCUGGCUAAGAAACAGCUUAAAGGGAAGAACCCAGAAGAUCUGAUCUGGCGCACGCCGGAGGGAAUAAACAUCAAGCCUGUGUACACCAAAGCAGACUCAAGUGGCAGUGUCGAUGAACUGCCAGGAGUGUUUCCCUAUACUAGAGGGCCCUAUCCUACCAUGUACACUUACAGACCGUGGACUAUCAGGCAGUAUGCUGGCUUUAGCACUGUGGAGGAGAGCAACAAGUUCUAUAAAGAUAAUAUUAAAGCUGGACAGCAGGGUCUUUCCGUGGCUUUUGACCUCCCGACGCACCGUGGUUAUGACUCAGACAAUCCCCGAGUCCAUGGAGAUGUUGGCAUGGCCGGAGUCGCCAUAGACACAGUUGAGGACAUGAAAAUGCUCUUUGAUGGAAUCCCACUGGAGAAGAUGUCUGUUUCAAUGACAAUGAAUGGAGCAGUUAUCCCUGUACUGGCUAUGUUUAUUGUGACCGGAGAGGAGCAGGGUGUGCCCAAAGCCAAACUAACAGAACCUUCUAUGCACGCCAUUGCAGACAUCUUCGCUUACACCUCCAAGCACAUGCCCAAGUUCAACUCGAUAUCCAUCAGUGGAUACCAUCUUCAGGAGGCUGGAGCUGAUGCCAUUUUGGAAAUGGCCUACACCAUUGCUAAUGGUCUCGAGUACUGCCGCACUGGUCUGAAAGCAGGCUUAACCAUCGAUGAGUUUGCCCCAAGGUUGUCAUUCUUUUGGGGUAUUGGGAUGAAUUUCUACAUGGAAAUUGCCAAGCUGAGGGCAGCCAGGAGGUUAUGGGCCACGCUCAUUAAAGACAAUUUCCAGCCCAAGAAUGCAAAGUCUCUCCUUCUCCGCACACACUGCCAGACUUCAGGCUGGUCUCUCACUGAACAAGAUCCAUACAACAAUGUGAUCCGAACGGUGAUUGAAGCCAUGGCAGCUGUGUUUGGGGGAACCCAGUCACUCCACACCAACUCAUUCGAUGAGGCUCUGGGCUUGCCCACAGUGAAGAGCGCUCGCAUUGCCAGGAACACGCAGAUCAUCAUCCAGGAGGAGUCGGGCAUCCCCAAAGUCGCUGAUCCCUGGGGGGGCUCGCACAUGAUGGAGUCUCUCACGGAUGAUGUCUACAACACAGCCCUGAAGUUCAUUAAAGACAUUGAAGAGAUGGGAGGCAUGGCCAGAGCUGUGGCAGAGGGCAUUCCAAAACUUCGCAUUGAGGAAUGUGCAGCACGUAGACAGGCCCGCAUUGACUCAGGUUCAGAAGUCAUUGUUGGGGUGAACAAGUACCGUCUGGAAAAAGAGGAGAGUGUAGAGGUGCUAGCCAUAGAUAACACUGUUGUACGUCAGAAACAGAUUGAAAAACUGAAAAAGGUGAGGGAAAGUCGUGACCCAGUGGCAGCCAAAAAGUGCCUGGCAGCCAUUGAGGAGUGUGCCAAAACCAGGGAGGGUAACCUUCUAGCCCUGGCUGUGGAAGCAGCUCGAGCCAGAUGCUCUGUUGGUGAAAUUACUGAUGCCAUGAAGAAAGUUUUUGGCGAACACAAGGCUAGCACCAAGAUGGUGAGCGGGGCUUACCGCAGCGAGUUUGGGGAGCAUGAAGAGAUUGCCCAGGCUCACAAUAGAGUUGCAGAUUUUAAUAAGCAUGAGGGCAGAAACCCUCGACUGCUGGUGGCAAAGAUGGGGCAGGAUGGUCACGACAGAGGAGCAAAAGUCAUUGCCACAGGGUUUGCUGACCUGGGCUUUGAUGUGGACAUCGGACCACUGUUUCAGACUCCCCUUGAAGUUGCCCAGCAGGCAGUCGAUGCAGAUGUUCACUGUGUCGGGGUCAGCACACUUGCUGCAGGACACAAGUCCCUAGUCCCGGAGCUCAUCAAGGAACUACGGAAGCUCAACAGGCCAGAUAUUCUUGUCAUCUGUGGAGGUGUCAUCCCACCACAGGACUAUGAGUUCUUGUACCAGAGCGGUGUGUGUGCCAUCUUUGGUCCAGGGACCAGGAUCCCACAAGCUGCAGUGGAGGUUAUUGACAACAUUGAGAAGAGUCUGGAAAACAUCCGGCAGGCCAUGUGAAUUCUUUUGGGGGGGGAUAAAAAACUACAACAAGAGCUGUCUAUUCAUGCUGUGUCAAGAACAAAGUCACAAGUGAAAGCCAACAUUUCUGUACAGAAUCUGUUUGACUGGUAGCACGAGGUUGUAAAAAACAAAAAUGUCAUUGCCCACUGUGAGUUCACAGCACAUACUGCAGUCAAAAUCAUACACAACCUGUUGAGAUGUCAUGGUUGUAUUAACAUUGCAUUCUCUUUAUAUCGGAUUUGAUUUUAAUUACUAAUAAGAAAAAAAAUUAGCAUCACAAACAUAGUGUUUAUUGUUUUUUUUAUUGAUGGUAUCACUCAAAAUCUAAAGAAAUACUGUCACACAUAACGUCUUCAGAUGGAUAAAUGGUGAUUUAAUUAAUUAUUUCCCCCUUUGAAGCAUGCUUGUGUGUGAAUUGCAUUGGUUGGAGGGUUGGUAAUAUCACUGUAAACAUCCUUGAAUUUCCAGAAUAUAAGUGGGAACCCAGAGUCCUGGCCAACAUUAUAGAGUUCAGUGGGAAAUACUUAAAUAUUCAUGCCCGAAAUUAAACUAUAUUAAGACUUUGACCCAUGCUUAAACAAAAGAUCAUACACUACAUUUAAUCAAAUUAGGAUUUGCUUAACAGGCAUAAUAUAGUGUCAUGUGACAGAAAUUUGGCUUUAGAUCAGCAGAGCUUUUAUUACCAUCCAGUAUAAAACACAGGACCGCAAUUUAAACCUUGGAAUGUAAUGCUUUUAUUGUGAAAUGUGUGUUUGUAAUUUGCAGUUAUACCUAGCAGGGUGUGAUUAGGGCAAGUAUAACGGAGACGGAUAGACAUAAAUUCACAUCAAAACAAUUCUUUUUAGAACCAUUACCCCUGUCUUUUAUGUUCAUGGACAAUAUCAUCUUGAAAGUGGCCUUCUGUUGUUUUGAUCUCUUUCCUCUCUGCAUCAUGUUUAAUUUAACCAGUUUCUGUUCAAAGAGAAAACAGAACAGUGAUCACAAUUUAUGAAGCAGUUGGAAAUGAUAUUUUUCUACAUGUGAUUCUGAAUCAGAUUUAGCGUUCUUUGGUCUAAAUAAAGUAUGUGAACUUUUGAAAUGUGA